This is a messenger RNA of Leopardus geoffroyi (Geoffroy's cat), 2736 nucleotides long. RefSeq names its product lipase A, lysosomal acid type (gene LIPA). NCBI's taxonomy places the organism in Eukaryota, Metazoa, Chordata, Mammalia, Carnivora, Felidae. Gene Ontology annotation, molecular function: sterol ester esterase activity. Gene Ontology annotation, cellular component: intracellular membrane-bounded organelle. The record is from RefSeq and is a predicted model, not a curated record. Gene Ontology annotation, biological process: sterol metabolic process. Bases 283 to 1482 code for a protein of 399 amino acids. The transcript has 10 exons.
GAUUGGCUGUGCACAAAGCUUAAGCUGGGGAGAGGGGGGAGCGCCUGCCCUCGCGUCUGGCCCUCCAGGUGCCCGGCUUCGCGUGCGGGCACUGCGGCUCUGGACAGCUGCAGGGGAGGAUCAGUGCAGAUAGGGCCGGAGUCCUUUGUCUCAUGUUUGCCCCUGAACCUGACUUUGACUUGCCCCUAAGCCUGGUUCAGAACUUUUUAUGGGAGCACUAAUCUACCGGCAUAAUUUGUGCAGUGAAAUUCAGACAAAUAACAAUAGACUACUUUAUACAGAAUGAAAAUGCAGCUCCUGGGGUUGGUGUUCUGUUUGGUCCUCGGGACCUUGCAGUGCGAGGCGUUCAAAGGGAAGCUGGCAGCUGUGGAUCCCGAAACAAAUAUGAACGUGACCGAAAUUAUCUCCUACUGGGGAUUCCCUAGUGAGGAACACUACGUUGAGACAAAAGACGGCUAUAUUCUCUGCCUUCACCGAAUCCCUCAUGGGAGGAAGAAUCGUGCUGACAAAGGUCCUAAGCCAGUUGUGUUCCUGCAGCAUGGCCUGCUGGCCGAUUCCAGUAACUGGGUCACGAACCUUCCCAACAACAGCCUGGGCUUCUUCCUGGCAGACACGGGUUUUGACGUGUGGAUGGGGAACAGCAGGGGAAACACCUGGUCUCGGAGACACAAGACUUUAUCCCCUUCUCAGGACGAGUUCUGGGCUUUCAGUUAUGAUGAGAUGGCAAAUUAUGACCUAUCAGCUUCCAUUAACUUCGUUCUGAAUAAAACUGGCCAAGAACAAGUGUAUUACGUGGGUCAUUCUCAAGGCACCACAAUAGGUUUUAUAGCAUUUUCACGGAUUCCCGAGCUGGCCAGAAAGAUUAAACUGUUUCUUGCCCUGGCUCCUGUGGCUUCAAUCAAGUUCUCUACUAGCCCUCUAAAAAAAUUAGGAGACUUUCCAGAUUUUCUCUUCAAGCACUUAUUUGGAGUCAGACAAUUUCUUCCCCAAAAUGUGGUUUUGAAGUGGCUGAGCACAAGUGUUUGCAGUCGUGUCAUUCUGAAGGAACUCUGUGGAAAUGCUCUUUUUGUUCUAUGUGGAUUUAAUGAGAGAAACUUAAAUAUGUCUAGAGUGUCGGUGUAUAUAACACACUCUCCUGCUGGAACUUCUGUGCAAAACAUAUUACACUGGGGCCAGGUUUUAAAAUACCAUAAGUUUCAAGCCUUUGACUGGGGAAGCCACGCCAAGAAUUAUUUCCAUUACAAUCAGACUUACCCUCCCCUUUACAACGUGAGAGACAUGCUUGUGCCCACCGCCGUCUGGAUCGGGGGUCAGGACUCGCUGGCGGACGUCAACGACGUCAACAUAUUGUUGCCCCAGAUCACCAACUUGGUGUACAACAAGCUCAUCCCCGAAUGGGAGCAUCUGGACUUCAUCUGGGGCUUGGACGCCCCCUGGCGGCUGUAUGACGACAUGGUGAAGCUGAUGUCGAAACACCUGUGAGCCGCGUCGGCCAAGUUCACCGUCACGCCGGGGAUCGGGCAGGUUAAAACGCGUUCGCUUAAUUUCUCUAAAAUAGUUGUCUGUCUUUCCCAGGCUUUUUAUAUUUUUGUGUGCAAUCACAUUAUGCCAUUGAAGGUGUUCGGGUCCAAUCAUGGUGUAUUAUUUUCCCGUUUUUUGUUUUUUUUUUUGCUUUUUUUGUCCAAUCAUGGUGUAUUUGAGGCUAGUGCCUCUAACCUACCGUAGCCUUCUUAAGUUUUUUUCAAAAUCCCACUGAUUCAUGAAAGAUCCUAACCGUUGUGUAGAGCCUUACAAUUUGAAACAUACAAAUACUGCUUUUUUUGCCUUCACACAGGACACACCGUGGGUGUGUCGGAGUUUCGAAGCCGGGUGGUUUGUUGGCAGAUAACCUGACGCUGAUUUGAAAAAGCUCAGUGUGUGAAGUAUCUGGUUCUCGUCUCUUUGCCUUAAAGGGCUCUUCAGUCCGGUGGCUUUGCGGUCAUUAGGGAGCCGAAUGCCAUAUUCUUAUGUCCUCAUGCAGCAGGUGCAAAGUCAAAUCCCGUGAUGACCCUGUGAUGCCAGGUGUGAAGAUUCUAUGGUGAAUGUUAUCGAAUCUAAAAAUGUUUAAAUUGCUCAGGCCAAGCAGCAUUGUUUGCUGGGGUCUGCAGACAAUAGAUGGCACUCAUUAAAAAAAGACUGACUCCUGUAUUUUAAAUAGCUUGAAGACUCAUGCCUGUAACCCUCUGUCUUCCCGAGUUCGUAAUUGUGUGGCAGGCGAUCCCUCCACUCGUUUGAGAACAAGAGUGCUGUGUAGAGGCAAUACCGCUCUCUUCCGUGAAAUUACUGUAUUCUCUUGGCCAGCUGUCGUAUCAGCGCUGAUGACCAGACGCAGGAGCCCAGAGGCUGCCCGGGGGGAGCAUCCUCACUCAUUUUCCCACAAGAGAAACAUGAGCGUGAAUGUUUUGAGAUCAGAGCUCAGGGAGUCUCUGUUUUCUAGUUUUCUGUGCGUCCAUAGUUUUAAUUCUGAUUUGCGUGCCUGCUUCAGGACACCCGUAUUCACCCGCUUUCCGCAUUGCGCCGUUCCCUUGCAACACUGACAGAUGGAUGGAAUGACAGUUGACGUGUUCUUCUGACACAGCUUCUUCAGCUGCAGUAAUAAAGGAUGUUUGGUGUUCACUGAUAGAUGCAGACAGCAUCCUACUACUUUGUAACACUUAAAAAGCCUUGAACUUUUCAAUAAAACUGAGUAGCCUCGUA